Capsicum annuum is the source of this 3338-nucleotide messenger RNA. Its product is annotated as sodium/hydrogen exchanger 7. Lineage: Eukaryota; Viridiplantae; Streptophyta; Magnoliopsida; Solanales; Solanaceae. The transcript is spliced from 22 exons. Gene Ontology annotation, cellular component: membrane; chloroplast envelope. Bases 68 to 2956 code for a protein of 962 amino acids. The record is from RefSeq and is a predicted model, not a curated record. Gene Ontology annotation, molecular function: sodium:proton antiporter activity. Gene Ontology annotation, biological process: proton transmembrane transport.
ACAGUAGAUAGAAGAAAUUGAUAAAUUGGUGAGAAGCAGUUCACAAUUCUCCAAAUUGGAGGCUACAAUGGGGACAGUGGAAGAAGGCCCAUUGCCAUACAAUUUAUGGCAAGCAGAAAACAGCAGCAAUUCAGCAUCAGAUGCAGUAUUAUUUGGUGGUAUAAGUUUAUUAAUUGGAGUUUCAUGCAGAACUCUUCUUCGUCGUACUACUACUAUUCCUUAUACUGUCGUUUUGCUCGUCAUUGGCAUCGCUCUCGGCUCUCUCGAAUUUGGGAGUAACUAUCGACUGGGAAAGCUUGGGAAUGGAAUUCGAAUAUGGGCAGAUAUAGAUGCUGAUCUUCUAUUAGCUGUAUUCCUCCCUAUACUGAUUUUUGAGGGCGCAUUCUCCAUGGAGGUGCACCUAAUAAAGAAAUGUAUGGCACAAAUGCUUUUGCUUGCUGGUCCCGGUGUAUUGAUUUCAACAGGCCUGAUUGGAGCUGCUGUGAAGCUUGCUUUUCCAUAUGACUGGAACUGGAAGACAUCAUUGUUGUUGGGGGCAAUUCUUAGUGCUACUGAUCCUGUGGCUGUUGUCGCGUUGCUUAAAGAUCUAGGAGCUAGUAAAAAGUUGAGCACGAUUGUUGAAGGAGAAUCUAUGAUGAACGAUGGGGCAGCUAUUGUGGUUUACCAGCUUUUCUAUCGAAUGGUUCUUGGGAAAAGCUCUGGCUGGUUUUCAGUGCUGGAAUAUCUUGCAGAAGGCUCACUUGGAUCUGUCGUGAUUGGCCUUGUGUUUGGAAUGGCAUCUCUUUUCUGGCUUCGGUUUAUAUACAAUGACACAUUGACAGACUUCUCGUUGGCUCUUACUGUGAGCUACAUUGCUUACUACACAGCUCAAGAGGAAGCUGAAGCUUCGGGUAUCUUGACUCUUGUAGCACUAGGGAUGGUUUUUGCAAUGUCAAAGGAUACCCAUAGAGCUGGGGGAAAGCAGAGCUUGCAUGAGUUUUGGGAAAUGGUUGCAUACAUUGCGAAUACUUUAAUAUUCAUCUUGAGUGGAGUUAUCAUAGCUCAAAGCAUAUUCAGUAUCGGAAAUUUCGACGACGAUACAGGGAGAUCAUGGGGCUAUGUCUUUCUUCUCUACAUCAUUCUUCAAGUAGCUCGAACCAUAGUUGUUUUUGCCUUCUACCCUGCCCUUUGCUACUUCGGUUAUGGUUUGAAUUGGAAAGAAGCUAUCAUCAUCAUAUGGUCUGGUUUGAGAGGAGCUGUUGGCUUGGCACUCUCCCUAUCUAUUAAAGGUGCUAGUGGUGAUCCAAAGUAUCUCAGCGCAGAAACUGGGGCUAUGUUUGUUUUCCUUACUGGUGGAAGUGUGUUACUGACACUCAUUAUCAAUGGAUCUACUUCACAAUUACUUCUAAGUCUCUUUGGUAUGGAUGCUCUAUCAGAAAGUGAGGAAACCAUGGUCAAUUAUGCAAAGAAUCAACUACUGAGAAAGGCUGAAGAGUUUUCUAGAAUCUGUAGUGGAAGCAAUAAUCCUUUCGACUGGGUGACUGUUGGAGGUUAUGCCACAUGCAUAAAAGAUGUCUGUGAAGACACAGUUUGGCCUCCCUGUACCACCAACCAUGGCUAUCUAGAAAUCGAUGAUAUGAAGACUAUGCGAGUAUGCUUUCUGAAAGCUACUCGUGAGGCUUACUGGUCAACAUUCAACGAGGGGAGGAUAACUAAAUCCACUAUCAGUGUUUUGAUGGAGUCGAUAGAGGAGGCAAUCGAUUUGGCUAAUCAGGGAUUGCAUGACUGGAAUUAUAUUUCUACUCACCUCAAGUUUCCAGGAUAUUAUAAAUUCUUCAGUGCACGUGUUUGUCCUCCCUGGCUGACAAGGUGGUUUGUUCUAAAGAAAUUACAGGAUAGUUGCCAUAUAUGUUCUGCAUUUAUCCAUGCUCACAGAAUCGCAAGACAGCUUCUUCUUGACUAUACUGGUGACAAUGGAAACGCUGCUAUUGUUGUUGGCGAAAGUGAAGUCGAAGAACUAGAAGCAAGGAACUUUCUAGAAAAUGCCAAGAAUUCAAUGCCCGAGAUCAUACAUCAAACAGAAUCAAGGCAAGUUACAUUUUCAAUGCUGAAGUCUCUCGAUGAGUGUCUCAGUGAUAUGGAGAAAGAUGGGAUUUUAACUGAGAAAGUUCUGCUGCAUGUACAUGAUUUGCUCCAGAACGACCUUGAAAAGCUUUUGAGAAGUCCUCCUUCAGUAAGGAUCCCGAAGCCAGGAGAUGUCCUAAGUAUCCAUCCUUCGCUGGGAAACCUUUCUCCUGCUAUUCAAAGCGAUCUGGAACGCUCCGCGAAUAGUAUGUUGAAGACACCAGAUUGUACACUCUAUACCAAGGGUUCCAAGAUGACAAGUGUCUGGCUAAUAGGAAAUGGAUCAGUUAGGUCGAAAAGGAGCCCUUUUCCUAUUCAUUAUCCCGUGGAUUCAACAUAUCCUCGCGGAAGUAUUUUAGGUCUGUACGAAGCUCUUGUCGGAAAGCCAUAUUUGUGCGAUAUGGUGACAGAUUCUGUGGCUCUCUGCAUCGAAAUUAAGCUGGAGUCGAUCAUGUCAGUACUGUCCCGUGGAAAUGGAGUAGAGGAAUUGUUGUGGAAGGAGUGCAUCAUUGUUGUAUCUAAGCUAUUGGCGCCUGAUAUGUUCAAGAAAUUCUCAAUCCAAGAAGUAAGAAGUAUCGUUGAUGAAAGAUCUGUCAUGAAUACUUUCUCAAGCCAAGAAGUAAUAGAAACUUCUCAUCAUUCCAUCAACUUCCUGUUAAGUGGUUGCUUAAGAGAUCAAAGUACUGGACAACUUAUUGAAUGCCCAGCAAUGUUGCCAUGCUCCAUUUUGAGUGAAAGUAUCCCUUCUGCCUGCACCAAUAUAACGGGUGAGAGUUCUGGAUCAUAUUCUUAUUCAAAGUACAGAGUUGUGACACCAGCACGGAUAGUUCGAAUAGACAUUUCAGCAGCAUGAGAAGCAGGGGUGGCUCGAGGGUAGAGACGAGGUAAUUUGUUCAUGAAUCCAGCUGAAGUACAUGUUGGCUACUGCAGCUUUUUAAAUCUGGAAUUCAAGCACUUGUAGCAUAGAUCCAUUCACAAAUUGGACCAGCUACAUGAUCAUUGUACGAUCUCGCUGUUUAUCCUUCUACCAAGUUUGGAUAUUCCCUACUUAGCAAUUGAACCACUGUGAGAGCAACUUUCUGUGGGAUCCAUUUGUACAAAACUGUUAGAGAAACGCCCGUGAGUGCAUCUAUAAAUAGUAGUAAUUCUUACGUUGUAUUGACUGUUAAAAAUAUGGUAAAGUGCAUGAGAAAAUAGUGAAAAAGAGAAUUUUAUUUGAAGGUUCUCUUGAUGAA